This is a messenger RNA of Vidua macroura (Pin-tailed whydah), 3004 nucleotides long. It is a transcript of the gene FZD10, whose product is annotated as frizzled class receptor 10. The record is from RefSeq and is a predicted model, not a curated record. NCBI's taxonomy places the organism in Eukaryota, Metazoa, Chordata, Aves, Passeriformes, Viduidae. Gene Ontology annotation, cellular component: plasma membrane. Gene Ontology annotation, molecular function: Wnt-protein binding; Wnt receptor activity. The coding region runs from base 1 to 1749 and encodes 582 amino acids. Gene Ontology annotation, biological process: canonical Wnt signaling pathway; non-canonical Wnt signaling pathway. The transcript has a single exon.
AUGGGCCCGGCGGCCGGCGGCACGGCGCUGCUGCUCUGCUGGCUCAGCGGCUGCUGCGCGGCCAUCAGCUCCAUGGACAUCGAGCGGCCCGGCGACGGCCGCUGCCAGCCCAUAGAGAUCCCCAUGUGCAAGGACAUCGGCUACAACAUGACGAGGAUGCCGAACCUGAUGGGCCACGAAAACCAAAGGGAAGCUGCCAUUCAGCUGCACGAGUUUGCCCCCUUAGUGGAGUACGGGUGCCACAGCCAUCUGAAAUUCUUCCUGUGCUCCCUCUAUGCCCCGAUGUGCACGGAGCAGGUUUCUACCCCGAUCCCAGCCUGCAGGGUGAUGUGCGAGCAGGCGAGGCUGAAGUGCUCCCCGAUCAUGGAGCAGUUCAACUUCAAGUGGCCGGACUCCUUGGACUGCAGCAAGCUGCCCAAAAAGAACGACCCCAAUUACCUGUGCAUGGAAGCCCCCAACAACGGGUCGGAUGAGCCACCCAGGGGCUCCAGCAUGCUGCCGCCCAUGUUUCGUCCCCAGCGGCCCAGCAGCGGCCACGAUCUGCAGCAGCACAAGGACAGCCUGAGCAGAGCGUCCUGUGAGAAUCCUGGCAAGUUCCACCAUGUGGAGAAGAGCGCUUCCUGCGCGCCGCUCUGCACGCCAGGGGUUGAUGUUUACUGGAGCAGGGAUGACAAACAGUUUGCUGUCAUUUGGAUUGCCAUCUGGUCCAUCCUGUGCUUCUUCUCCAGCGCUUUCACUGUGCUCACUUUUCUCAUAGAUCCUCAGCGUUUCAAGUACCCCGAGAGACCCAUUAUCUUCCUGUCCAUGUGCUACUGCGUCUACUCGGUGGGGUACAUCAUCCGCCUCUUCUCAGGUGCUGAAAGCAUUGCCUGUGACAGGGACAGCGGCCAGCUCUAUGUCAUCCAGGAGGGGCUGGAGAGCACUGGCUGCACCAUUGUGUUCCUGGUUCUCUAUUACUUUGGCAUGGCCAGUUCCUUGUGGUGGGUGAUCCUGACUUUGACUUGGUUUCUGGCGGCUGGGAAGAAGUGGGGGCACGAGGCAAUCGAAGCCAACAGCAGCUACUUCCACCUGGCAGCGUGGGCCAUCCCAGCUGUGAAGACCAUCAUGAUCCUGGUGAUGAGGAGGGUGGCUGGAGACGAGCUGACAGGGCUGUGCUACGUGGGCAGCAUGGAUGUGAACGCCUUGACGGGGUUUGUGCUCAUUCCUUUGGCUUGUUAUCUCAUCAUUGGCACUUCUUUUAUUCUUUCUGGGUUUGUGGCCCUUUUUCAUAUCAGGAGGGUGAUGAAAACAGGUGGAGAAAACACCGACAAGUUGGAGAAACUUAUGGUCAGGAUUGGUGUCUUCUCAGUCUUGUACACAGUGCCUGCAACUUGUGUGAUAGCUUGCUAUUUUUACGAGAGGCUGAACAUGGAUUAUUGGAAAAUUGUGGCAACUCAACAGAAGUGCAAGAUGAACAAUCAGACUAAAAAUUUAGACUGCAUGAUGAAUAACUCUAUCCCAGCAGUAGAAAUUUUUAUGGUCAAAAUUUUUAUGUUAUUAGUUGUGGGCAUUACUAGUGGCAUGUGGAUCUGGACUUCCAAGACUCUUCAAUCCUGGCAAAACGUUUGUAGUCGGAGAUUAAAGAAGAGAAGUAGGAGAAAACCCGCAAGUGUUAUUACGAGUAGUGGAAUCUACAAAAAACCUCAACAUCCACAGAAAACUCACCUUGCAAAAUAUGAAUCAACAUUACAACCGCCCACUUGUGUGUGACCAGGUUUUAGAAAAGACUGUAUCUCACAUCACAGACUUACAAAUGUCCACAGUAGCAGUCAGAAAUUAAAAAAUGAAUGGUGCUUUUUUUUUUUUUUUUGUCAGAACAUUUUAAUAUCUCAAGGCACAAAAAUGUAUCAUGCUGAAUUCAGGACCUGGUGAAACACUGAAGGUAAAUGUACUCAUGGAAAGGUUUUAUGUGAAAGAAAUAUUGUGAAUUAAAACAGUCUGUUCUGUUACUAAUUUGUAGUUAAGAAUCACAUCCAUCCCUCAGAUUAAAAAAAAAAAAAAAAAAAAAAAUCCACCAGCAUAAAAGCCAAACCAAACACAACAACCAACACUUAUUUAACUUCUUCAUGUAGCUGGGCUGGGUUUUCUUCAGCUCUCUGAGUAACAAGGUAUAGCCAAGUUUUAUGGAGCAAUGGUUUGAUUUUAGAAGUGCCCAAGUGAGCGUUGGCUCUCCAGGGACACGGAGGAGGCCCAUGCUGAGCGAGGAUGCUCUCUGGGAAAACAACCUCCGUGCUAACUUGAAAACUCUUCACAACUCCUCUCAGCCCACUGGGCUUGGAGUGCCUAAAAAUAGGCUCAAUCUAUAAUGCUCACCAAUAUUCUUUCACCAAAAGAGAAACUUCCUGCACCAGACACAAACUUCGUGAAUAAGAAUAAUGUGCAAUACAUUUUUUUUCUUACCAUGACAUGAAAAGAGAAACAAGUAUUUUGCUGUACAUAAAGACAACAAAAGAAAUCUCUUAACAAAAGAACUAAGAGGUCUAGUCCUCAGAAACCCUUUAGUGUUACAUUUUGUGGCUUUUUAAUGGAAAUCAAGCCAAUGUUAUACACGUUUGGACUGAUUUGUGCAAAAAAAAAGGGGGGGAUCAAUUCAAAGAGACCCAAAGGGCUUAUUGACUCUUUCUAUUGUUAAACAAAUUCUCACUAUGAAUAGAUCAAGAAGCACUAGAUUCUGCAAAGGGAAGCUUUGUAUAGAGUGAUGCUCUUUACUGUGCUGGGGGUGCACAGUUCUGUGCUGUAUAUAUUUGUAAUAUACAAUUAUUUUUCAUGCUCCACUAUUUUAUUAAAAAUAAAAUAUGUUCUUUAGUUUGAUAAUUUUGUGUGUUCUAAACUUUCUCUGAUGUGCUUUGCAGUUAAUAAACUUGUUUCAUGGAUCAUUUGAUAAAAGCACACUUUGAAUAUAAUAAUUGUUGUUAUACUUGCCUGCAAGUAUAAAUAGAGAGAACAGUAAUUUACUCGAAAGAAA